AUGAGCGCGGCCGGCGGCGGAGCCGGGCCAGGCCGGGCGCGUAGGUGUCGCGUGACGGGGUCCCGCGCGGGGCUCCUGGGGAGGAGAGGCCACGCCUUCUGGGCGGGCGCCGGGGGCUCCCUUCCCACGCCCGCCUUGCGAGCUGCCAAGCGCCGCCUGCCCGCCGUGCCGCCGCAGCCCUCGACGCCUCCGCCGCAGCUCUUCGACGACACCAGCGCCGCCGCCCGCCUGGCCGACCCCGUUUCCAGCUUCGCCGUGGCCUACGGCAGCUCCUUGGCCACGCAGGGAAAGCAGCUCGUGGACCGGAACGUGAGUGCGGCUCGGGGCGGGGCAGCUCUUGGCCACUCCCCCCUCCCCCCGCCUGGUGGUGACCCCCCCUCCCUGUCGCCCCCUCGGCAGAUCGACCGCUUCAUCCCCGUGACCAGGCUGAAGUACUACUUCGCAGUCGACACCCUCUAUGUGGGCAGGAAGCUCGGCCUCCUCCUCUUCCCUUUCCUGCACCAGGACUGGCAGUUGCGCUACCAGCAGGACACGCCCGUGGCCCCCCGCUUUGAUAUCAAUGCCCCAGACCUCUACAUUCCAGUCAUGGCGUUCAUCACUUACAUCCUGGUGGCAGGGCUGGCUCUGGGAACACAGAACAGGUUCUCCCCCGACCUGCUGGGCUUGCAGGCCAGCUCAGCCUUGGCGUGGCUGAUUGUGGAAGUCUUGGCUGUCCUUUUGAGCCUCUACCUCGUGACGGUCAACACCGAUUUGACCACGAUUGAUUUGGUCGCCUUCUCAGGAUACAAAUAUGUGGGGAUGAUCGUGGGCCUCGUGGCCGGGCUGCUGUUUGGAAAGACCGGCUACUUCCUGCUGCUGAGCUGGUGCUGCCUCUCCAUCUUUGUCUUCAUGAUCCGGACCCUGCGCUUAAAGAUCUUGUCUGAGGCCGUCGCAGAAGGGGUGUUGGUGCAGGGGACUAAGAACCAGCUCCGCAUGUACCUGACGAUGGCCGUGGCCGGCCUGCAGCCAAUUUUCAUGUACUGGCUAACUUUCCACCUCGUCCGCUGA
Messenger RNA from Euleptes europaea (tarantolino), 1047 nucleotides. RefSeq names its product Yip1 interacting factor homolog B, membrane trafficking protein (gene YIF1B). The transcript has 7 exons. Lineage: Eukaryota; Metazoa; Chordata; Lepidosauria; Squamata; Sphaerodactylidae. Gene Ontology annotation, cellular component: endoplasmic reticulum-Golgi intermediate compartment; endoplasmic reticulum membrane; Golgi membrane. Gene Ontology annotation, biological process: endoplasmic reticulum to Golgi vesicle-mediated transport. Bases 1 to 1047 code for a protein of 348 amino acids. The record is from RefSeq and is a predicted model, not a curated record.